CACCGGCUCCGGUUUGGUUUGGUUGUACGGGGAUGCUGGAGUGAAUAACGAGAACGAGAAACAUCAGAUGAGCAUCAGCCAAUCCGAACGCUCGCUUUAAAGAGGCAUCGAACUAUCUAGCCAAUCAGAACGCAGUGUUCCUAGCGUUCGCAUCACCGGCAGCUGUUUGCGCUUCACGCGUUCUUGUGUUUCUCAGAUCAGACGCGGCGUCUUUCACUCCGCGGGUCACCGUGCGCUCAGUCCGCAGCAUCAGUUCCGAAGCUUGUGUCGGCAGAGCUCAUCAUGCCUGACAGGGACAUCAAAUCUCCAAUCUGGCACCCGGAGACAGUGGAGGACGUGUUUGAUCACACCUAUAAAGAGAAAGAAGGGCCCAAACCUCCCACCGUCAUAGUGUGGAGAAAUGUCCUUCUCAUGGCUUUCCUGCACACCGGAGCUCUGUAUGGACUCGUCCUGUUUCCAUCCGCCAGUGUCCUCACGUGGAUCUGGUUUUUGGCGUGUUUCGUGUUCAGUGCUCUAGGUGUCACCGCUGGUGCUCACAGGCUCUGGAGUCACAGAUCAUAUAAAGCAUCAUUACCUCUCCGGAUCUUUCUCGCCUUCGCAAACUCUAUGGCCUUCCAGAAUGAUAUCUACGAAUGGUCUCGUGAUCACCGCGUUCACCACAAAUACUCCGAGACGGACGCCGACCCUCACAAUGCUGUGCGAGGCUUUUUCUUCUCUCACAUCGGCUGGCUGCUGGUCCGCAAGCAUCCGGACGUCAUUGAGAAGGGACGCAAGCUGGAGCUCAGCGACCUGAAGGCUGAUAAAGUCGUCAUGUUCCAGAGGAGAUUCUACAAGUCGUCAGUGCUGCUGAUGUGCUUCUUCGUGCCGACGUUCGUGCCGUGGUACGUUUGGGGCGAGUCUCUGUGGGUGGCGUAAUUCGUCCCUGCCGUCCUCAGAUACGCGCUUGUGCUCAAUGCCACCUGGCUGGUCAACAGCGCCGCGCACAUGUGGGGAAACCGGCCCUACGACAGCAGCAUCAACCCCCGGGAGAACAGAUUCGUGGCCUUCAGCGCUAUAGGUGAAGGCUUUCAUAACUAUCACCACACCUUUCCCUUCGACUACGCCACCAGCGAGUUCGGCUGCAAACUCAACCUGACCACCUGCUUCAUUGACUUGAUGUGUUUCCUGGGUCUGGCCCGAGAGCCCAAGCGUGUGUCCAGAGAAGCUGCCCUCGCUCGAGCUCAGCGCACCGGAGACGGCAGCCACAGGACUGGCUAACGAGCGCCGUCCGUCCUAACGAACUGCACGCCGGAAAACUGAAGCACGUCUGCUCGUCCGGCGACGGGGAGUUUCGACGCUGCAUCCGCUCUACCUUCAUGUCAGAUGACAAGUGUUGUGUUUCCCAGUCUAGCCUGUGAAGCUUUACUACGGCGAUCUGACCUGUUUGUGUAGCACUUAUUCCGAUGUUCUUUCCGGCUUCCUCUUCUCGACAGCAGCUGUAGAUAUUCCUGAGUUCGGUCUGAGCUCGUGUAGCUGAUGUGCCAGUUCACUCAACGCAGCGCCCAAAAACCCUGUUGCCCUCCCGGCCCUUGUUUGUGCGCGCCUUACCAAAUCUAACCGUGCAGUUUGUUAGAAGUUAACUAAGAUGCACAUCUAUUUAAAAUUCAACAGAUGCACCUUACUGCAUCCGGACUAAAUAGAGAUCAGAUGCAGACGUAGUUUAAAAUGUAAUAUUGCCAAUCUAUUUCGUUGCCAUACUUGCACAAAUGGUUCAUUUGGAGAAUUGCGUGAAUAGUUCUGUAGCCUACUGAUGAUUCGUGAUGAUAUUUUUUGUGAAUUUUUGACCACGGCACAAAUACGACAGACACUGAGUUCCAUUUAAUGUCUAAUCUGUAAACACACUUACUUGAGAGUGACACUGACUUACAAUUAACAGUAAUUCGGAGGUCACUGACGACUACAGAGAAGGAAUCAGUCGCUGGAUUGAAUGUUUGAGGUUGUGUGAGAGUGACUGCGGCGUGUAUUGAUUCCUGAUUAUUAAGGUACUGUAGAAUGUAUAGUUUGGUUUUGUAUUGUAAUUAACUGUGCAACACCAUGCUUAUCUUUCGAGUCCCGCUUUAACGUUUUCAUCUUCUAAAUCGAUGCGUCUGUAGUGUGAGCAUGCUGUGUUAAUACAGAACUCUUUUCUAUGGCAGAAUAAUACAGACGGACGAGUAAUUCUAAUAACUCAUGUGUGUUAUGAUGGCAAAAGCCUUUGUGUUGCAUGCAAUCCGAAUUGGUGCAAACGGAGGUUUUUGCUCUGGUUCACCUGUAUGUUUAAUUAAACAUAAUGUAUUUUCAGAGAGUUUUCAGUGCUAUUUUUCCAUUUUUGGAUUUCAUUUCACAAGUUGCUUGUAAUUAAAUUGUUUGGUAACUUUAAAAGUAUUUGGAUUGCAGUUCUUUGAUGACUUUACACUGGGACAGAUCGCCUUAUUUCCACUCUGACACUCAACAUGCCAAAAAUGCGGCUGUGAUGUUUCUCAUGCCGCUUGGAAGAAGCCUUCGGCUCUUAAACGUAAAGUGAUGUUCCUGUUUGCGGUAACGACCUGAAAUAGUCAGUAGACACUUGUUUAGUAAUCAUUGACUGGAAAUAAAGUCUCGAGCAAAGAG
Messenger RNA from Cyprinus carpio (common carp), 2628 nucleotides. RefSeq names its product acyl-CoA desaturase-like (gene scd). The transcript has 6 exons. NCBI's taxonomy places the organism in Eukaryota, Metazoa, Chordata, Actinopteri, Cypriniformes, Cyprinidae. The record is from RefSeq and is a predicted model, not a curated record. Gene Ontology annotation, molecular function: iron ion binding; palmitoyl-CoA 9-desaturase activity; stearoyl-CoA 9-desaturase activity. Gene Ontology annotation, biological process: unsaturated fatty acid biosynthetic process; response to fatty acid. Gene Ontology annotation, cellular component: endoplasmic reticulum membrane.